Penicillium cinerascens is the source of this 1389-nucleotide messenger RNA. Its product is annotated as amidohydrolase. The record is from RefSeq and is a predicted model, not a curated record. The transcript has 3 exons. Gene Ontology annotation, molecular function: hydrolase activity, acting on carbon-nitrogen (but not peptide) bonds. Bases 1 to 1389 code for a protein of 462 amino acids. Lineage: Eukaryota; Fungi; Ascomycota; Eurotiomycetes; Eurotiales; Aspergillaceae.
AUGUUGUACACUCACGCCACCAUCAUCACCGUCGAUAGCACCCGUCGCAUCAUCGACGACGGUGCCAUUCGCGUCACUGGUGAAACGAUCGCCGACAUUGGUAAAACGUCUCUGCUGAAAGAGCGAUACCCCGAUGAUGAGGAGGUCAAUCUGUCCGGUCGCAUCAUCAUCCCUGGGCUGAUCUCCACUCACAUGCAUACUGCUCAGACGCUGCUGCGAGGCACUGCGGAUGAUCUGGAGCUUGUUUCUUGGCUCUGUGAACGAAUCUGGGUGCUGCAGGGUAACUUCACCGAGGCUGACGGGUAUGCUGCGGCUCGGCUGAGUAUCGGCGAGAUGCUCAAGUCGGGCACGACCUGCUUCCUCGAGAGCAUGUUUGCCGAUCGCUACGGCUUCGACGGACUCGCCCGUGCAGUCGAAGAGUCCGGUAUUCGAGGUUGUCUCGGCAAAAUCGUUAUGGACAUCGCCAAGUACGCCAAAGACGACGCCUGGGCUAUGCACCCGGGCCUCGUUGAGAACCGCGAGACUUCCCUGCUGGGAACGCUCAAGAUGUGGGAGAAGUGGAACGGUGCUGCCAAUGACCGUAUCCGCGUGUGGUUCGGAGCUCGUACUCCUGGAGGGGUAUCCGAUGCUCUCUAUAAGGAGAUGACUGCGAUCUCCCGGGAGAAGGGAAUCCCCGUCACUAUGCACUGUGCGGAAGUCAAAGCUGAUCGCGACUUUUUUGCGUCUGUGUCGCAUACGCCUAUGUCGUAUUGUGAUUCGGUAGGACUGUUGAGCCCAUCCACUGUACUAGUACACAUGGUCCAUCUGGAUGACUCGGAUAUCGAGCGGCUCUCGGCUUCGGGGACCCAUGUGGCACAUUGUCCGACGUCUAAUGCUAAGCUGGCAUCGGGCAUUUGCAGGGUACCUGACAUGCAGCAGGCCGGCGUCAACAUCGGCCUCGGGACCGACGGCGCGCCUUGUAACAAUACCUGCGACCUCCUGCAGGAGAUGAAGCUUGCUGCGAUCAUCCACAAGAGUAUCUCGUAUGAACCGACUGCUGUGCCGGCUGAGUCGGUUCUGGAGAUGGCUACCAUCAAUGGCGCCAGAGCUCUUGGACUGGAUGACCGUAUUGGUAGUCUCGAGAUUGGCAAGAAAGCUGACUUUGUGGCUAUUGAUGUCCGUGGGAUUCACAGUCAGCCCUGGUUCAAUGCGGCCAGUGCUGUCGUGUAUACUGCCACGGGACGAGAUGUUGAACUCGUAGUGGUGGAUGGAAAGGUCCUUGUUCAAGGUGGAGAGCUACUGACGAUGAAUGAGCAGGAGAUUGUCGAGGAUGCAAAGAAGCGAAGUCGGGAAGUUGUUGAGAGAUCUGGCUUGUCCAGCAAGAUGCAGGGCCGGUGGCCUGUGGAAUAG